Molecule: messenger RNA, 2898 nt
Organism: Maniola jurtina (meadow brown)
Lineage: Eukaryota; Metazoa; Arthropoda; Insecta; Lepidoptera; Nymphalidae
Gene: Axud1
Exons: 2
Coding region: 653-2800 (715 amino acids)
Biological process (GO): regulation of transcription by RNA polymerase II
Cellular component (GO): nucleus
Molecular function (GO): sequence-specific DNA binding; DNA-binding transcription factor activity, RNA polymerase II-specific
Source: RefSeq, a predicted model, not a curated record
GUGCAGGGGGAAGUAACGUCACGUCGAACAACGCAAGUUAUAAGCGCCCAAAUUGAAAAGCCUUCCCUAACCUACGUUCUCCACUACGUUAUCCAACGUUUGCGUUCGGCCGUAUUCAAACUUGCCUGCGUCGUCCGAGAGUCGUCGUGCACGGUUACGCGAGUGGGAACGGCAUCUGCUGUUGUAAAAGUGGGCUCUCUUCGACCAAUUUAAUUGUGUUGUUGUGACUUUUAAAAAUAUUACCUUACUAGAUUGUGUGCGAAUAUCGUAUAUUUCAAAAAGAGAACUGACAAAAGUGACUUUACCCGUGAAAUUCCUUGUGAAACGACUAUCAAAAUAAAGCAGAAAAUAAAUAAAUAGGGAACGGUACAGCGCGUCACUAGUGAAGCGCGAGUGGUAAAAAGAAUCUUAUCGCAUUGAACAUAGGAGAGACUUUUGUUUAAUGAAGUGAACUUUGGUAACCAAAUUAAUAAAAAUUAUGACUCUUUGCUUGAAUGUUGACUACUGAUCGGAGCAGAUUGAAAUACAUAAUCACAAACCUUAGUAGUGAAUCACAAUGGACUGGAGAAUUCGAAGACACGCAUUCGAAUGUCGGUGAAGCCCGUUGAGGCCAGGGGCUUUUGAAACAGAUACAAUUGGGCAGGCUUCUAAAAUGGCAGAAGAGCAAAGUAAAUCUUCAAGCAAUAAAAACUCUACAGUUCUAACUGAAGAAAAGGAAUGUGAACCUGUGAUAAAACACGAAAAAAAUAGUGAUAGUGACACUAACAGUGAAUAUCUUAGCUGCAGUGAAGAACAAACUAACACAAACAGUAAUAGCUCUCCGUUUUAUGAGAGCAGUGAUAGUAAGAUAGAUUAUGCUGUUAAGUUAGAUGACAAUGAUACUUUAAGUGACAUUGAGGACAUCAAAACAGAUACUGCAUCAGCCGAUAGUGAAGAUUCUGCAUUGGGCAGUCUUCCACCUGAUAGCACACCUAAUGACAAAGAAGAAUUUGCCCAGGAUCGGUCUGAUGGAAGCGAUUCAGGACUCGGAUCUGAAACACCAGAAGAUGUAAAGCAACCCAGCUUUAAUCUCUCACUGCCAAGUGGCAGUGACCAGAAGUGUCCAAUACCAGAUGAAGAAGAUGUAAAUAUCAGUUCAUCAGGUAACAUUACUAAUCAAGAAAAUUUGGAACAAAAUACUAUUGCAGUCGUUGAAAAACCACAAAAAAGUAGCCUCAAAAGAAAGAGUGAAGAGGUACUGGAAAAUGAAUCCCAACAUAAAAGGAAAAAGCACAGCAUACAAUUUGAUAGUGUUACAGUGUUUUAUUUCCCCCGGGCCCAAGGUUUUUCAUGUGUUCCAUCACAGGGAGGCUCCACCUUAGGCAUGGAAUGGGAACACAAUCAUGUACAAAAAUUCACACUGCCAGAACAUGCAAUGGAACAAAGAAGAUUGCACAGGCAGGUCCUACAGCAAUUAAAAAGUGAACGCCACUUGCUCGAAGGAGUCUCUCUUUCCUCAAGUGAAGAUAGUGACACAGAAGAGGAAACCAGUGACAUAUCUGAAUCGGAAUUAGAUUUGGACAGUUAUUAUUUUUUGCAACCUGUACCUACUAGACAAAGGAGAGCAUUAUUAAGAGCAGCUGGAGUAAGGAAAAUUGAAGGCUAUGAGAAAGAUGAAUGUCGAGACAUACGAUCAUCUCGUGAAUUUUGUGGAUGUGCUUGCAAAGGGGCAUGCAAUCCAGAUAGCUGCUCAUGUAGUUUGGCUGGCAUUAAGUGUCAAGUGGAUAGAUUAAACUUUCCCUGUGGAUGUACAAGAGAAGGCUGUGGUAAUACCACUGGAAGAGUCGAGUUUAAUCCUAUCAGGGUGAGAACACACUUUAUGAAUACUCUUAUGAGACUAGGUCUCGAGAGGAAAAAUGAGGAAAAUCAGGAGGCUGCCAAAAGAAAAUGGGCUGAAGCACAAAUUGCAAUUGCAGCCUGUGUACCUAAUUCAUAUGAAAAAGAAAACUGCCACAGUCACCAAGAGGUUAUAUGUAACACUAGCCUACAGAAAUUGGAAAUGAAUUCGUGUUCAAGCAAUUUUGACAAUAUUAACCAUAUAAAUCCAUCCGACUCACAAAAUAACACAGCAUUUGCUUUCAGAAAUGAAGCUAAUUUAAAAACAAACAUGUUGGGGUACGAGAACAAAUCUGAACAUAUGCACAACCCUUACACAUCUAACAUACUCCAAGGGAAAGGUCCACCUUACUCAGCUGCAAAUACAAUGGAAUUCAACACAAUACCGAAUAACAUGCAAAGAUAUACAUGUGAUCUCAAUUAUUCUUAUGACCAAGCACACCCACCCAGCCACCAAUUAAGGAGUUUACAAAACAUUUCAGCUUCUAGUUUUGAAGAGUUUGCUCAUAACUCUCAAAUGUCAAUGCUCAACCAAUACGGCCACAUGUAUGAUUAUAUGCAUAAACCUAGCACAAGCAUGUCUGAACACAGCCCGGUGCAGUACCAAGCUAUACCGCAUCAUUAUGAAAUGUAUAAAAAUAACCUGGAGUGUGUAAAUACUGAAAACAAAACUGAAACUCAAUAUACAACAUUAAUAACGAUGCCAUAUCAGCAAAGCAAUAAGUUGCAAGCUGUUGAGAACGAUGAAAACUGGUUUAGUCAUAAUACCCUGUUGAACUUGGACCACUCAAUGCAGGUGACUCCAGAGACACCAGCUCUGCAACCUGAGCCAACUGCAAACCCAGUGGAAAGUGACACAAGUGACACUACUGAAAACUUUGGUGAACUUAUAAAAAAAACUAUGGUAGAAUCUGUUAUAGUGUAGUUGAAUUAUUUGUUGUCUUUAAUCCUUUCAAUAAAUUAUCAUGUUAUUAAGUUUAUAAUAAUAAUAAUUAUUAAUUAUUAUAUUGAUUGGAAAUAUCA